AAAGCGUGGACAAAAUGGAGAGAAGCAGCAAGUGCAGUAACGGGCUGUCUGUGUUUGAACAGCUAGGACAGCGCAUGGAAGAUGUGUCUGGAGACAGAGGGGUGUUAAAGGAGGUGAUCAGGGCAGGAAGUGGUGAGACAGUACCCCAUGAUGCAACAGUGAUAGUAAAGUACUCUGGGUACCUGGAACAUGCAGAAAGACCUUUCAACACCAAUUGCUUUCAGCGUUUCCCAAAAUUAAUGAAACUUGGUGAAGAUAUUACUCUUCUUGGAAUGGAAAUUGGGUUGUUGACCAUGCAGAAGGGUGAGCUCUCCAGGUUCCUGUACUUUCCCAGAUAUGCAUUUGGAAAUCUAGGCUGUCCACCACUCAUUCCUCCCGCAGCCACUGUCCUUUUUGAAAUUGAGCUUCUGGAUUUUCUAGAUACCGCUGAAUCUGAUUCUUUCUGUAACUACACGCAGGAGCAGCAGUCCAGGUUUCCACUGGAUAAAGUUCUCAAGAUUGCUAAAACGGAAAAAGAGUUUGGAAACUACCUAUUUAAACAAAGCAGAUUUGAUGAUGCCAAAGAUAGAUAUAAACGGGCAUUCACUCUACUAUCUCAUCGAUCCUUCCUUGAUGAAUGUGGUAGUCUAAACUCUGCUCUCCUUUAUGUAAAUUUAAAUUUGUCUCUCACUUACCUGAAGCUGGAGCGCCCUUCUCGUGCCCUAACCUAUGGAGAAAAAGCCUUGGCCAUUGAUGGAAACAACACCAAAGCACUGUACCGCUGUGGGCAGGCCUCUCUAGACUUAAGAGAAUAUGAGAAGGCUCAACAUUUCUUACUGGCUGCACAAAAGAUGGAGCCAUUUAACCUGGAAAUUAACAAUGAGUUGAAAAGGCUUUCAAGUUGUUAUCAGGAGUACAAGGACCAGCAAAAAAAGAUGUGCCGCCGUAUGUUUUCUCCACAAACUGCCGCAGCCACAUUGAUUUAGUAAUGAUGGACUAUUAUGGACAAAAGGGGUCCUGCCCACAGACCAGCCAUCUUGCUUAUAUCCAG
Pelobates fuscus (common spadefoot toad) is the source of this 1030-nucleotide messenger RNA. It is a transcript of the gene FKBP6, whose product is annotated as FKBP prolyl isomerase family member 6 (inactive). The record is from RefSeq and is a predicted model, not a curated record. Gene Ontology annotation, biological process: piRNA processing; spermatogenesis. Gene Ontology annotation, cellular component: cytoplasm. The transcript has 9 exons. Bases 15 to 965 code for a protein of 316 amino acids. Lineage: Eukaryota; Metazoa; Chordata; Amphibia; Anura; Pelobatidae. Gene Ontology annotation, molecular function: Hsp90 protein binding; peptidyl-prolyl cis-trans isomerase activity.